UUUCCUCUCCUUCGUACUUCAAGACUCCUGAAGCAUCUUACUCUUCACUGAACAAACCUGUUUACGUUACUCCGGUUUACCAACUCCGUACAAUGUCUUCCGGUAACCCAACUUCCAAGAUGCUGGCGGCCAAUUCGUUGAAGCAAAUCUUCACCCAGGAGAGCCGCCCUGCUAUGGGUGUCUGGCAGAUGCUGCCGGGGGCCAAUAUCUCGAGGAUUCUCGCUCGAUCAGGGGCUGACUGGGUGAUGGUUGACUGCGAGCAUGGAAAUAUUGACGAUGCUGCGAUGCAUGAAGCAGUUCCGGCCAUUGCUGCCCUGGGAGUUUCUCCCAUUGUUCGGAUCCCAGACCUUCGGCCGUGGAUGGUCAAGCGAGCGUUGGAUAGCGGUGCCCAUGGAAUCCUUGCACCGCUCAUCAGGACCGUUGAGGAUGUCAAGAACUUGGUGACCGCGGCAAAGUUCCCACCAGAAGGCAAAAGGGGAUUUGGAUCGCCCAUUGCCAUGCAAAACUUCAACCCCAUGCCAACCUUCACCGAAUACCUCCAGCAAGCGAACGAGAGCCUCUUGACUAUGGUACAGAUUGAGACACAGGAAGCCUUGGACUCGGUUGAAGAGAUCGCUCCGCUUGUGGAUGUCAUCUUCAUUGGCCCUUUCGACUUGGGUAACAAUAUCGGUCACCCGAUUAUCGAAGGGAAGAUGGAUCCGGAGCUGGAUGAGGCUAUUGAGAGGAUCUUGAAGGCUGCCGUGACGGCGGGCAAGAAGUGCGGCAUCUUCUGCACAGGCGGGGAUCAGGCCAAACAGUACGCCGACAAGGGGUUCCAUAUGAUCAGUGUCGCAACGGAUUACACAUUGUUGGGAGCUGCAAUGGCGGACAGCCUGACCAUUGCGCGUGGCCAAGGGAAGCAGGACAAGCCGGCAUCGUAUUAACGAGAAUGAGGCAGUGGUAGCGACAUACAAGGGUGCCAAUAAUUGGACUGGCCUCUCUCAUGACUUCUCGACUUGAUCCAUUUUAGCUUCAACCUGCUCGACCGUGAAGCGGUGCAUCAACUUGACGGCCUUGGAGGAAAGCUUGGGGUCUUCUUCUGGGGCUUGAGCCUUGCUGAUGUGAAUCUGUAAAAGU
Molecule: messenger RNA, 1116 nt
Organism: Neurospora tetraspora
Lineage: Eukaryota; Fungi; Ascomycota; Sordariomycetes; Sordariales; Sordariaceae
Product: Phosphoenolpyruvate/pyruvate domain-containing protein
Exons: 4
Coding region: 93-923 (276 amino acids)
Cellular component (GO): cytoplasm
Molecular function (GO): aldehyde-lyase activity
Source: RefSeq, a predicted model, not a curated record